Molecule: messenger RNA, 1164 nt
Organism: Penicillium oxalicum
Lineage: Eukaryota; Fungi; Ascomycota; Eurotiomycetes; Eurotiales; Aspergillaceae
Product: putative DNA repair protein Rad1
Exons: 1
Coding region: 1-1164 (387 amino acids)
Biological process (GO): DNA damage checkpoint signaling; DNA repair
Cellular component (GO): checkpoint clamp complex
Source: RefSeq, a predicted model, not a curated record
AUGGAGCCCUUGUUCACUGGAGUCUCCAAUAAUGCCCGCCACCUCUAUACGCUGCUUUCGUGCAUCGGCUUUGCCACGAAAGCAACCGUCCAGAUCACGCCGGACGGGAUACGCUUCUCAGCCGAAGAAGGCCGAGUCAUUCAAGGAUUGGCCUUUUUAGACAAGUCCUUAUUUACCAGCUACACCUUCAAACCCCCAUCAGCGCAGAAUCGUCAGACCGAGGAGUCCACCCAGAGUACAGAAGCCACGGAGAAUGCUGAAUUCCCCCAAUUCAUCGUUUCACUAUCUGCGCUUUUGGAGACACUGAAAAUUUUCGGAAUCAACGAUCUCACCGAGCCAAAUGGCUCUCGGGAAUCAAAUCUUCCUCAAACCAAUCCAGCUUCAAGCGCAUUCUCAGGACCGGCCCUGCUCAUGGACCGCUCCUGCACUCUGCAGUACGCCCACUCCGGUGCUCCUCUUAGCAUUGCAAUCACCGAGGCAGGCGUCAAAACCACCUGCGAAUUGGUAACCUAUGAGCCUGAGGAUGCCGAGAUGGACAUUCCAUUUCAGCGCGACGGGAUUAUCAUGAAGAUCAUCAUGCGCUCUGCCUGGCUCCACAAUGCCAUCGCGGAGCUGGAUUCGUCGAACCCGACAAUCCUGAAGUUAUCUGCCUGUGCGAAUAGAGAACCGUGGUUUGCUCUCUCCGGGGCUGGCGGUCCCUUCAGUGAAUCGACCAUAGAAUUCUCCAUGGAUCAACAUGCUGAAGCUUCUGGCGGGUCUACUCAGGCCGAUCGAGCUUCACAGGCACACAAAAUUCUGACUGAUGAUGGAACGGCACGAUCGCGUGCCACGAGAGCCCGAGCUGCGCCAACGGUCACCGAGACCUUUCAAGUCUCGCCUCCUUCGUCAAUGGGCGACCGGAUUCGUCAGAGCUACAGAUUCGGACUGAUCAAGAAGGCGGCUCGGGCCAUGGCAGUCGCCAACAAAGUUAGUAUCCGAGGAGACCGCCAGGGAGUGCUCAGCUUCCAGUUCAUGGUCGAUCUAGAUGAUCAAACUCCAACAGGACGAUCCGUGGGCGCUGGAGUGAAAGCCGCUACAGGCCCCAGGUGCUUCGUGGACUAUCGAUUUGUCCCUUUGCUGGAUGAAGAAGACGCCGACGGUGACAUCGCAAUUGAUGUCUCAUGA